AUGGCGUCCCCCCUGGAAGAGCUGGGGCGCCAGGUGUCGCUGCUGCAGCGUGGCAGCCCUCAAGAGGUCAAAGACGCCUCGGCGCGGCUGUCCCAAUUCCAGCGAAGUCGCCAUGCCUUGACCCUCAGUGUGGCGCUGCUCCGAGCAGCCCAGGGAUCUGGGGAAGCCUUCGCAUCGUUUUUCGCUGCGCAGAGCCUCGCGGCCAGGGCCCGGCUCUGUGCCGAAGAGGACUCGGAGAUCUGGCCACAGGUCGCUCCAGAACUUCUAGAGGUUCUGAGUUCUGGGAGUUGUGGGAAGCCGGCUUUGCGACAGCUAUGCGUGGCUUUGUCCAGAAGCUUCGUGGCAAUGUGCGACACUUGGCCUAACGCUCUUCCCGCUGCCAUGACCCAGCUUGGUGACAAGGGCGACUUGCUUCCCUUGCUGGAGUUCCUGCAGGCGCUUGCAGAAGAGCCCUUCAGCCGACGUCUUCUGGUGGAUGGGUCGCGGAGAAGCCGCUUUCUGCUGGCUCUCCGCGAUCGACAGCCAGUGAUUUUAGCGGCACUCGUUGAGGCAGUCCGGCGCUCGGCGAAUGAGGCCACGCUGUCCGCUGCAGCAGCAUGGCUGCGGGCGCAAAGCCUAUACGAGGAGUGGCUGCCGAUGAUUGGCAUUGAUGCGCCUGGAAGAGGAGUUCACUCGGCGCUUACCACGCUGAGCCCGAUCUUUCAGGGCGAGGUUCUACGUGUUGCCAAGCUGGAGUUCGGGCUCCCCGCGCUGGAGGCCUGCGCAGCCCUCGUUGCCGCAGCACUGCCUCUUGUCGGCUCUGCCUUCGUGCCUGAGACGGACCCUAGACGCCUGCCUGACAGGAUCCUUGGGCCCCUUCUCGCUUCCCUGGGAGAGCUUUGCCGUGGCCUGCCGAGCGUGCCUCACGCUGGAGUUCAGACAACUGAUGCAGCGGACGUUGCCGGGGUGCUCUUGACGGUGCUCCACUCUGCUUUCUCCUUGCCUCUGACGCUGUGUUCGGAAUCCCUCCUUCGAGUGCUCACCGAAAUGGGUGUGAGGCUGCUUGUGGUCACGGGCCCCAGAGGAGGAGUCGAGGUGGAUGUGGAAGGAGGUCUACUGGGGAGAGCCUUCGAUGCUUGGGAGGUAUUGGCCAAUGGGUUGCGGUCUGAGCCGUCGUCUGCCGCAUUGGAUCUUGCUGCUGCCACGGCUUAUGCUCAGCUCCUCUAUGCACUACCAGUGGCUCUGAAGCUUCCAUUGAACCUGCCUGCCGACCAGGGGCCAAAGGCUGCUACUUGGGGCGUGCGCGGGCGGAUUGCGCAGGUGCUGACGGUGUGGUGUUCAGGUGCUCCUCAACGACAAGGAGAGGCCGUCGCGAAGCUGCGUGAGCUCCAGGUCCAAUCUGGCUCUGCGCUUGACGCGGCUGGGCUCGCUGACCUGGAAAUGGUCCUCACCUUUGGAUCGGCUGUUGCAGAGAUGUGUGCGAGCACUGCAGAGAUGGAGAGCGAGCUGCCCGUACCUCGCAGGUCGGAUUGGAUGUAG
This is a messenger RNA of Symbiodinium sp. CCMP2592, 1518 nucleotides long. The record is from the annotation of a GenBank genome assembly. NCBI's taxonomy places the organism in Eukaryota, Dinophyceae, Suessiales, Symbiodiniaceae.